AUGGCUUCGGACGACGAAGACGACUAUCUGUCAGACAAGUUCCUCCUUCAAGCAACAGCAGCUGCUCCCUCCACUUCCCGCGCCAAGCCGACUACCUACUCCGAUAAACGACGCGAAGCGCUGAGAAAGGCACAGUUGAAGAAUGAACAGAAUAGGACGAAGAGCAGGAGAGAGCGUGAGCUCGAGGCGAGGGAAGAGGGGCUCAGUAAGAGUUUGUUUGAGCGGGCGGAGGAGGAGCAGGCUUCAGGGAGUAAUAAGGCUUUGGCUAUGAUGAUGAAGAUGGGGUUUAAGCCUGGACAGACUUUGGGGAAUGUGGAGGACCGUGAGGAGGAGAAGGCGAAGGUGAAGGUAGAGAAGGAGGAAGAACCGAGUCCGACUCCCGUCACUGCUUUUGCCUCUGCGUCGCGCCGUUCGGUGUCGAGUACGCCUACGGGAGACGGUCGAGAAUCUGUAUCUGUGGAACCGCCAGAUGGCAAGGUACGAGAGCAUAUUAAACAUCUGGCAGAGCCGCUGCCUUUGAACGAGUGGGCAGGUCGUAAGGGCAUAGGUCUGGGCAAACGUGCGGCCUCACCGACUGAUCUCGAGCGACUUGCCAAAGCGGCGAAGGUAGACGAGGAGACGAGCAAGGAGUCGUUCAGGGAUCGUACGCGGAGAGAGUUUGAGCAGAAACGGGCGGAGAAUAGGUUGAUUCCCGCUCAGAAUACGUGUGUUACGCUGGAUGAGAAGGUAGGGAAGCAGUUCAAUGUCCUCUGGGUGAAUGUGAACAAGCCCGAGUCGUUCCCAGAGGGUCUGCUCGAAGCACUGGCAGAUUCGUCCGUCAAUCUCGUCCCGUCAUCAGACGAUGGUACCAUCCACGAACGGCUUCGAGCGCAGAUGCAAGCAGACGCGCUACGGCCUCUCUCAUCUCAACAAGAUGCGGAUGGAGAGCCUCAAGCGCCUCUGAAGGAGGCUCCGAUAGAUCCGGAGGUUGUCGAAGAGGUCGCUCGUUUUCUACGUUUGGGGCCUCAAGAACGACUCGGACGUGUGGUGGAGUAUCUACGGGAGGAGUACUCGUAUUGCUUCUGGUGUGGUACGCAAUACGACGGUGCGGAAGAGAUGGAUGAACAGUGUCCGGGGCCGGACGAGGAGCAACAUUGA
Stereum hirsutum FP-91666 SS1 is the source of this 1137-nucleotide messenger RNA. RefSeq lists its product as uncharacterized. Gene Ontology annotation, cellular component: kinetochore. Gene Ontology annotation, molecular function: nucleic acid binding. Bases 1 to 1137 code for a protein of 378 amino acids. NCBI's taxonomy places the organism in Eukaryota, Fungi, Basidiomycota, Agaricomycetes, Russulales, Stereaceae. The transcript has 4 exons. The record is from RefSeq and is a predicted model, not a curated record.